Oryctolagus cuniculus (rabbit) is the source of this 7337-nucleotide messenger RNA. NCBI's taxonomy places the organism in Eukaryota, Metazoa, Chordata, Mammalia, Lagomorpha, Leporidae. The record is from RefSeq and is a predicted model, not a curated record.
UCCGGGUAUGGCCCGCCUCUCUGCUGCCGACCAAUCCUCUGUAGCUUCCUUUGCGCGUCUACCCAAUCAGAGCGACAGGGGGCGGAGUUCCGGUCGUCGGCUGUAACCCCGAGCGGAUCUCGCGUUUCUCCAGCUCCGAGUGGGAGCUUGCUGCUGAGAGUUUUGUUACCCUGGGAUGCUGCUGCUGAUAUGGAGAAGAUUGAGGAGCAGCUUGCCAAUCUACGCAUUGUUAAACGUUCCUCAGAAACUGAAGAGCCCACCUACCUGCUUGGCGUGGACACGUCGAAGACCGUCCAUGCAGAAGAGGGAAGCUUGGUUGCUGUUUUGUGUUCCAGUGGAUCAAUCAGAAUAUAUGACAAAGAAAGGUUAAAUGUACUACGAGAAUUUAGUGGCUAUCCCGGACUUCUUAAUGGAGUCAAAUUUGCAAAUUCCUGUAAUAGUGUGUAUUCAUCAUGUACUGAUGGCACUGUAAAGUGCUGGGAUGCUCGCCUAGCCAGUGAGAAACCUGUUCAACUGUUCAAGGGUUACCCUUCCAAUGUUUUCAUCAGUUUUGACGUCAGCUGCGAUGAUCAUGUCAUUUGUGCUGGCACAGAGAAAGUCGAUGAUGAUGCUUUGUUGGUCUUUUGGGAUGCGAGGAUUAGUCCUCAAGACUUGUCUACCACUAAAGACCCACUGGGUGCAUAUUCAGAGACACACAGUGACGACAUCACUCAGGUCUGCUUCCACCCCAGCAACCCCCACCUAGUAGUCUCAGGUUCAACUGAUGGCCUGGUAAAUGUAUUUGAUAUCAGUGUUGAUAAUGAAGAGGAUGCCCUGGUCGCAACCUGCAACUCAGUUUCAUCAGUAAGCUCUAUUGGUUGGUCGGGGAGAGACUACAAACAGAUUUACUGCAUGACACAUGAUGAAGGGUUUUGCUGGUGGGACCUUAAUCAUUUGGAGACUGAUGAACCCAUUACACGUUUGAGCAUCCAGGAUGUCAGAGAGAACAUUGACAUCAAAGAAGGUAGCUUGGACUACUUGAUUGGUGGCCUCUAUCAUGAAAAGAUGGACAGAUUGUUUGUUGUCGGAGGAACGAACACAGGCAGGAUUCACUUGAUGAGCUGCACCACGUCAGGACUGACACAUGUGUCCACUCUCCAGGGAGGGCAUGCGGCCACAGUCCGAUCUUUUUGCUGGAGUGUGCAUGAUGACUCCUUGCUGACUGGGGGAGAAGAUGCACAGUUGUUACUCUGGAAACCUGCAGCUGUAGAGAAGACCCUUGCGAAGAAAGACAGCCUGAAAAUCGCGUCUUCUGUGCACCAGCGAGUGCGCGUUCACAGUAGCGAUUCUUACAAGAGAAGGAAAAAGCAGUGACACUGAGAGUUCACGUGCUCCCUGCUAAUGGCCUGGGAAAACAACAGAAGACGGCCCAAGUGGUUGGGCUUCUGCACCCACGUAUGCGACCCGGAAGAAGCUCCUGGCUUCAGUCUGGCCCAGCCCCAGCUGUUACGGCCAUUUGAGUGAGUGAACCAACAGAUCGACAAUUCUCCCUCUCCUUCUCUUCCUCUCUCUCUGUAAUUAUGCCUUUCAAAUAAAAAAGAAAAUCUUAAAUAAAAAUGGGCUGGCGCUAUGGCUCAUUAGGCUAAUCCACCGCCUGUGGCGUCGGCACCCCAGGUUCUAGUCCCGGUUGGGGCGCCGGUCCUGUUCCGGUUGCUCCUCCUCCAGUCUAGCUCUCUUCUGUGGCCUGGGAGUGUAGUGGAGGAUGGCCCAAGUGCUUGGGCCCUGCACCUGCAUGGGAGACCAGGAGGAAGCACCUGGCUCCUGGCUUUGGAUCAGCGUGGUGCGCCGGCCACAGCGGCCAUUUUGGGGGUGAACCAACAAAAAAGGAAGACCUUUCUCUCUGUCUCUCUCUUUCACUGUCUAACUCUGCCUGUCAAAAACAAACAAACAAAAAAACUGCAGUGAGAGACUGCUUCAUACCCACUAGGAUGGCUGUUAUCCACAAGGUGAGGGUUGACAGAGAGUUGGAUAAAUCAGCCUUCACAGCUGCUGAUGGAAAAGUAAAAUGGUGCUGCAGCUUUGGGGAACAGACUGGCAGUCCCCGUUAAACAGUUGUCAUGAGACCCGGCAAUGCCACUCCUGUACCCAUGAAUGUUCAUAGCAGCAUUACCCAUCAUAGCCCAGCGGUGGACGUGAUCCAGCUGUUCACCAGUAGAAGAAUGAAUAAACAAAACGUGGUGUAUCCAUUUCGUGGAGUAGUCUUCAGCCAUAGAACGGAAUGUACUGCAGAUACCUGCUGCAACGUGGAGGGCUCUUGGAAGCCUGCUGAGUGGAGGACCACAUAUUGUAUGAUCCCAUUCCUAUGAAACGGCCAGAAAGCCAAAUCUGUAGGGAAAAAACAUACUAGUGGCUGCCCAGGCUUGGGGGUACAGCUACAGUGUACAGGUUUUCUUGUGGCGGUGAUAGAGGGGGUCUAAAAUUGAGGGUUGUGCAGUUCUGAGUAUACUAGGAAACACUGAAUUGUGUGCUUCAAGGGGAUGAUUUACAUGAUCUGUGAAUUAUAUCAGAGCUGUUACCAAGCUAACAAAAUGGACCGACAGAGCCAAGGUGGCUAUAUUAAUAACUCACAAAAUGAAAUAAAAAUGUAAGGUAAUUUUGAUUCCAAAACAGAUAAGAAAAAGUCCAUUUUUCUUUUCUUUUUUUUUUUUUUUUUAAUUUGAGAAGCAGAAUUAGAGAGAGGGAGGGAGACAGAUCUUCCAUCCGCUGGUUCACUCUCCAAAUGGCUACAAUGGCCAGAGCUGGGCCGAUCUGAAGUCAAGAGCUGGGAGUUUCUUCCAGGUCUCCCACGUGGGUGCAGGGGCCCAAGUACGUGGGCCAUUUUCCACUGCUUCCCCAGGUUGUUAGCAGGGAGCUGAGUUGGAAGUGGAGCAGCUGGGACUCGAACUACAAGCAAAGGCUUAACCUACUACACCAUUGCACUGGCUCUUCCAUUUUUCUUAAGCUUGUAUUUUUAUAGUUAAAGAUAGAAUGCUGUGUUUUUUGCAUUUUUAAGAUUUAUUUAUUUCUUUUAAAUAGUUAGAGAAGUCUUUUUUUAAAAAAUAUUUUAUUUAUUUACUUAAGUCAGAGUUACACAGGGAGAGAAAGAGAGGCAGAGAGACAGAGAGAAAGGUCUUUCAUCCUCUGGCUCACUCCCCAAAUGGCACAAUGGCCAGAGCUGCAUUGAUCCGAAGCCUGGAGCCCGGAGCUUCUUCCGGGUCUGCUACGUCGGUGCAGGGGCCCAAGGACUUGGGCCAUCUUCUACUGCUUUCCCGGGCCAUAGCAGAGACCCGGAUUGGGAGUGGAGCAGCCAGGACUCGAACCAGCGCCCAUAUGGGAUGCCAGCAUUGCAGGUGGUGGCUUUACCCGUUUUGCCACAGUGCCAGCCCCAAAGAGAGAUCUUUCAACAGCUGGUUCGCUCCCCAUUCCUGGCCCUGGAUGGCCACAAUGGCAGGGCCUGAAACUUCAUCUCCCAUGUGGGUGCCAGGGCCCGAACACUUGGGCCAUGUUCUGCUGCUUUGCCAGGCCAUGAGCAGGGAGCUGGAUUGGAAGUGGAGGAGCUGAGACUCCAGCCAUUACCCAUGUGGUAUGCUGGCAUUGCAGGCAGCAGCUUUUCCUGCUCCACAAUAAUGUUGGUCCCCAGUGGUGUGUUUUUAAGAACGUGAUCAGGGGCCAGCUCUGUGAUGUAGCAGGUAAAGCCACCGCCCGCAGUGCCGGCUGCUCCACUUCUGAUCCUGCUCUCUGCUAUGGCCUGGGAAAGCAGUAGAAGAUGGCCCAAGUCCUUGGGCCCCUGCACCCGUGUGGGAGACCUGGAAGAAGCUCCUGGUUCCUGUAUUGGGAUUGGCCCAGCUCCAGCCUUCGCAGACACUUGGGAAGUGAAUCAAGGGACAGAAGACCUCUCUCUAUCUCUCUCUGCCUCUGCUUUCUCUCCAACUCUGCCUUUUAAAUAAAUCUUAAAAAAAAAAUGACCAAAUGAAGUUUACCUGAGGAAUCUCAGAAUGACUCAACAUCAGAAAAUCUAUGACAGUGAUAGAUAAAAGUGGGAAAAAAGUCACAGUGGUCUCAAUUGAUGUAGAAAAAUAUGUGGACAAGUUUCCUAUUUGUGAAAAAUAAAAAUAUCAAACUAGUAAUAGAAUACUUCAGCCCAGUGACGGUUCAUACAAAAGCCUGCAGUAGCAUAUUUUGUGGAAAAUGGUUAGAUUAAAUGCAUUCCUUCUAUGACCAAAGCUCAGUGAGGAGGUAACUGUAACAGUGCAAGAAAAGAGGUGGGGUCUUUGUCGCACAUGACACCUACCUGGACAUCCAGCGAUCAGUAAACUCCUAUUAAAAGGAGGGGCCGCCACUGUGGUGUAGCAGAUAAAACCGCUGCCUGCAGUGCUGGCAUCCCAUGUGGGCACCAGUUCGAGUCUCGUCUGCUCCACUUCCGAUCCAGCUCUCUGCUAUGGCCUGGGAAAGCAGUUCUUGGGCCCCUGCACCCACGUGGGAGACCCGGAGGAAGCUCCUGGCUCCUGGCUUCGGAUUGGCACAGUUCCAGCCAUUGCGGCCAAUUGGGGAAUGAACCAGUGGACGGAAGACUCUCUCCCUCUCCCUCCCUCCGUCUCUCUCCUUCUUCUCUAUGUGUAACCCUGACUUUAAAAUAAAUAAAUAAAUCUUUAAAAAAAAAACGGUACAGGAGUGAGAAUGUGGCACAGCAGCUAAGUUGCCAGUUGGGACACCCCCAUCCCAAAUUGGAGUGCCUGGUUUCAGUCCCAGCUACUCUGCUUCUGAUCUCACUUCCUGCUAAUGCACACCUUGGUAAGCAGCAGGUGAUGGUUCAAGUUCUUGGGUCCCUGCCAUCUGGGGGGGCGGGGGGGGGACCUGAAUUAGAUUCUCGGCCUCUGGCCUCUGCCUGUCCCAGCCCUGGCAGGCAUUUGGAGAGUAACCAGCAAAUGGAAGAUUGCUCUUCCGUCUCUCUUUAAAAUAAAAUGAAAGUAAAUAAAUGAAAAAAGGGAAGUUAUGUUUUAAAAGAAAUUAAUUAUUUUAAAAAUGUAAUAAAGAGAGUUGGCAAGGUUGCCAGUAUAAGAUCAGCCUGUGCAAAUCCAAAAUGUAUCAUUUCCAAAAAACUGCAACAUUAUAAACUUAUCAAAGAAUUAACCAAAACAUGAGGAAAUGUGUAGAAAUUCAUUGAAAAUGGAAUUAAAAGUAAGUUUAUUUUGGUGCAAAAACUAUUGUAAUCCAUGCAUAUCAUGUCUUCAGUGAAAAAUAUGUAUUAUGAAGUAACUAUGCAUGGAUUUUGAACAUGUUUUGCACCAGAAUAAGCUUAUCAUUUAAUUCCAUUUUCCAUGAAUUUUUGGAAAUACCCUUGUAUUCCCAUUUGGAGAAAACAUCCGAAUGUUAAAAAAGGCAUAGGAAAUUAUCUAAGAAGCAUACCAUACCUCCAAUGAGAUGACAUGUUCUAAAAGUGAAAUUUCUCAGUGUAAUCUGGAAGCCAGGUGAUCCCAAUCAAAAUCCAGUUUGAUUUUUUGAGUAGCUCAAACUUCAGUGUUUGUAUAGAAGAGUAAAGGUUCACAAACAACAAACAAACCUAAAAAAGAAAAGAGGGUUUCCCUACCAAAUAUUAGGAUAUUCUACAAAAUUGUAGUGGUAAAAACUGAUGCAGCCUAAGAUCAAUGCAACGAGGAGGGCGUUCGGAGAAAGACUAGGGAUAUUUGGCAGCUCAAUAUUUUUAAAGAAGAAACAAGGCAAAAAAGAGUUUAUUCAGUGCUGUUAAGGACAGUUGUUUGUGGAAGAAAAAUAAAACUAGACCCCUGCUUGUGCAGGUGUACUCCAGAAGUGUUAGACUUAACUGAUGGAAGGCUAACGCCAUACAUGUAAUACAAGGACGUGUUGGAACGUUGCCUCUGUAACCCAGAGGUAGAAAAAGCCUUCUUGAAAAAUAUACAAAAUUUAAGGCAAAACCAAAACAAAUUGGAUUACAUCAAAGGUAAGCAUUUCUGGGGCCAGUGUUAUGGUGCAGCAGAUUCAGCCGCAGCCUGCAACACCGGAAUCCCAUACUGAAACCCCAGUCUGAGUCCCGGCUGCUGCACUUCCAAUCCAGCUCCUUUGCUAAUCCUCACGGGGAAGCAGCAGAUGGUGGCUCAGGAACGUGGACUCCUGCCACCUAUGUGGGCGACCUGGAUGGAAUGCUUGGUUCCUGGCAAUGGCCCUGCCCUAGCCAUUGCGGCCCUGGGGGAAUAAACCAGCAGAUGGAGGAUCUCCUCUCUGUCUUUCCUCUCACACUGCCUUUCACAUACAUAAAAUAAUUUUUAGAAGAUUUAUUUAUUCCUUGAAAGAGUUACAGAGAGGAGAGAGAGAGAGAAUCUUCUGUCCACUGGUUGUUCACUCCCCAAAUGGCUGCAACGGCCAGGGCUGUGCCGUACCACAGUCAGGAGCCAGGAGCAUCUUGUGUAUCCCAUGUGCUUGCGGGGACUCAGGGACUCGGACCAUUUGCUGCUUUCCCAGGUGCAUUAGCAGGGAGCUGGAUCAGAUGUAGAGCAUCCGGGACUCAAACUGGAACCCAUACGGGAUGCCGGCACUACAGGCCACGGCUUAACCGGCUGUACCACAGCACUGGCUCCAAAAUAAGUAUUUUGAAAAAAUUAAGCAUUUCUGCUCAUAAAAGAUCUAUAGACAAAGUUAACAAGACAAUGACAAAAUGAGAGGAAGAUUUUGAAAUAUCUAAGACCAAAGGUGAUUAAUUAUAAACUGUAGGUGGGGGCAUUUGUCUUAGUGAUUAAAAUGCCAGUAUCUCACAUCUGAGUGCCUGAGUUUGAUUCCUGACUCUGGCUCCUGACUCCAGCUCCCUGCUAAUGCGGAUCCUGGGAGGCAGCAGGGACAGGUUCCUGCCACCCAUGUGGGAGACCUGGGUUGAGUUCUUGGCUCCUAGAUUCUCUUCUGGUCAGCUAGGGGCUGUUGGCAGGCAUUGGGUGAGUGAACCAGCAGAUUGGAACAUUGUGUGUGUGUGUUUCUAUCUCCUUUCUUCUCUCUCAAAGAAAUAAAAAUAGACCAGCGCCAUGGCUCACUAGGAUAAUCCUCCGCCUGUGGCGCUGGCACUCUGGGUUCUAGUCCUGGUUGGGGCGCCGGUCCUGUCCUGGUUGCUCCUCCUCCAGUCCAGCUCUCUGCUGUGGCCCAGGAAGGCAGUGGAGGAUGGCCCAAGUGCUUGGGCCCUGCACCCACAUGGGAGACCAGGAGAAGUACCUGGAUCCUGGUUUCGGAUCAGCACAGCGCGCCGGCUGUAGCAGCCAUUUUGGGGGUGAACCAACAGAAGGAAGACCUUUCUCUCUGUCUCUGUCUCUCUCUCUCUC